This is a messenger RNA of Culicoides brevitarsis, 2137 nucleotides long. RefSeq names its product phosphatidylserine synthase (gene l(3)77CDf). Gene Ontology annotation, molecular function: L-serine-phosphatidylethanolamine phosphatidyltransferase activity. NCBI's taxonomy places the organism in Eukaryota, Metazoa, Arthropoda, Insecta, Diptera, Ceratopogonidae. Bases 233 to 1594 code for a protein of 453 amino acids. The record is from RefSeq and is a predicted model, not a curated record. The transcript has 3 exons. Gene Ontology annotation, biological process: phosphatidylserine biosynthetic process.
CUGAGGGUAAAUUUGCAAUCGCGGUACGAAAAAAGCGAAAAUUCAUUUAAUUUUCGACAAAACACUCUAGAGAAGCGAGUUCUCCGUUCGUCGCAACUGCAAUAAUCGUCCAAAGUUCCUGCGUUAUCGGGAUUGAAGGAGGAUUCAACGUAAACUGCAAGAAAACUCGGCAAUCGGAAUUUUCCAUGUUUUUCGUGUAAAGUAAAAAAAGGAAAAAGAAUCCAGAAAAAAGAUGUUUAGAUUUAUGAGACCGCAACGAUCGCGGAGCGUCAUCAACGAGGACGAACGACGAGAAGCCUUCGAGAGACUCAAUGAGAAGCCCGUCGACGACAUCAGUCUCGAUUUGUUCUACAAACCGCACACCAUCACGCUACUCGCCGUUUCCAUAAUUGCCGUCAUGUAUUUCGCCUUUGUCAGAGACGAAAAUGACUUGCAAGAGAAUAUUUGGGCUGGCAUGCUUUGUGUGGUUUUCUUCUUUCUCAUAAUCUCAGUGCUGACAUUCCCGAAUGGACCGUUUACGAGACCCCAUCCGGCGGUGUGGCGCAUCCUUUUUGGGCUUUCUGUGAUUUAUUUGCUGCUUUUGAUGUUCCUCAUGUUCCAAAGCUACGAGACAAUUAACGGCAUCAUCUUCUGGUUCUUCCCGGAACUCAAAAACUUCCAUAUCGAUCAAGAGAAGGAAUAUGGAGUCAAUUGUUCCGAUUUGACGUUCGAGCGAUUUUGGAACAAUGUGGAUGUUUUUGCCACGGGUCACUUUCUCGGAUGGACCUUCAAAGCGCUCCUCAUUCGACACAUGGGAAUUUUAUGGGCAAUUUCGGCCAUGUGGGAAAUCACGGAAAUCGCAUUUGCUCAUUUGCUUCCCAAUUUUGUCGAAUGUUGGUGGGAUGCCGUCAUUCUCGAUGUGAUUCUCUGCAACGGCUUCGGCAUUUGGUGCGGCUUGAAGAUGUGUCAGUUGCUGGAGAUGCGCGAAUACAAGUGGGCAAGCAUCAAGGACAUAUCAACGACACGCGGCAAGAUAAAGCGUGCCGUCAUGCAAUUUACGCCCGAAAGUUGGACGCAUGUUCGAUGGCUCGAUCCCAAAUGCACGUACAUGCGUUUCCUCGCCGUUUGUCAACUCGUAAUUUUCUGGCAAGUCACGGAGCUCAACACGUUCUUCUUGAAACACAUUUUCGAGAUGCCGCCAUCGCAUCCCCUCGUCAUCGGAAGAUUAUUGCUCGUGGGACUGUUUGUGGCUCCGUCCGUGCGACAAUAUUACAUUUAUAUCACGGAUACACGAUGCAAGCGAGUUGGCACGCAAUGUUGGGUCUAUGUCGCCAUCAUGUUCUCCGAAGCAAUUUUAUGCAUCAAAAAUGGUCGAGAGUUGUUUGGAAGAACGCAAGCUCUCAAUAUCAUCGUUUGGCUUCUCAUCCAAUUCGCCAUUUCGAUUCUCUUCAUUUACGGAUGCGUCGUUUGGCACCGGAUCUUCGACAUGAACGAGAAUGCGCCGUCCAGCGAACAACAAUCGCCCAGCAAGAAGGAUGCCACGCCAACCUCGUCGUCCUCCGCCAGUUCCUCGAGUCAUCAAAUUAGCAACAAGGGCGGCGAAAAGGAAGAUUAGAAGAAGACUUAAACAAAUUCUAGUAGUAAUAGCGGUAAUUAAGACGAAAAUUUUUAUCUUCAACGAAUCUACGCUUUCAUCACGUGCUCGAGUUAUGCAUUGCCUUGCGAUCUGUGCAUUCAAAAUGCAAGAAACCGAAAUUAAGACUAGAAAAUUUUAAAUUUGUGCUUUGCUGUUAGAAAAUUUAAUAGAAUGUAAGAAUGUUCAUCCACGCGACAAAAAGCUCUAGUCGUAACUUUCAAACAAAAAAUAUAUUUCAAUAAUAGUUAGUUGUUAUAAAAUUUAAGAAAGCGAUCAAAAAAAAAGUUAAGAUCAUACACCAAAGAAAUUAUUACCAACGAGCACUUACAAGCCAUUUCAUCACCACACUUAACUUUUUGAUUUUUGAAGAUAAAAAAAAAACAAAAAAUAUAGACGAGACUCAAUAUAAUUUAAUAGCGAUUCGAUGUACAAAGUUGUAAUGUAUGAAUGAUGAAAAAAAUCACGUAAAAUAUUUAAGAAAAAAGAUUUUAAAUAAAAAUAAAAUUGAAAUUAAUUAUUUAA